CCACAUUUAUCCUCUUCUCUCCCUAUGGUGUACCCGUCUACAUUGUCGCAUAUAAAUCCACAACCACCCCUCAGUCUAGCUCAGCCAGAAUGAGCAUAAUCGCAACACCUCUAGCCAACCAACUAAACAAGCCACACCGACAAUGAGAACCCUCACUGCUACCAUUGGACUCGUCUGCGCUCUGGCAACAUCCUCCAUUGCCAACGCUGCUUUAUCUGGCUGUGCAAAGAACCUUGCUCUUAGAGUUACUAACAUCUAUGAGAAUGGCGACACUGAGUUUCAUUACGACUACUGUGAAAACAUCCACGACGGCCGCGGCUAUACUUCUGGCAUUGCUGGCUUCUGCACCGGCACAUCAGAUGCCUGGGUUGUGCUGCAGGAGUACCAUAGGAUGACAGGCGGUAAGGAUGAGUUCUCUCAGUACGAUGCAGUCAUGAAAAAGCUCGACAAGUCUGGCAGUGGAUCCACCACCGGGCUUGAUGGCUACUGCAAGACAUGGGAAAAGCUGGGCAAGUCCGACCCCAAGUUCCGCACAGCUCAGGAGAAGGUGCGCGACGAAAUGUAUUUUGAUCCGUCGCAGAAGCUGGCUGACAGCUUGGAUGCUCAGCUUGAUGUGACCCGCGCCCAGAUCUAUGAUGCCUCGAUCCAGCACGGCAUAGGCGAGGGUUAUGAUUCGAUUGGAGGUCUUAUCAAGAGGACGAACGAAUCAUUUAAAGCUGAUGCCAGUGGAUCAUCAGGCAGCACGCUCAAGGUCAACGGACACAAUGUCGAUGAAAUCGUUUGGCUGAACAAGUUCCUCAAGGUGCGCAUGGACGACCUGAAGAACCCGCACAACAAGGAGACGCAAAAGGAGUGGUCUGGGAGUGUCACCCGUGUAAAAUCGUACCAGUACAUUGUUGCCCAGAAGCAGUACAGGUGGGACAGCUCCAUAAAAGCUCUGGACAAUGAUGGCAAGGUCGCCGAAGUCAAAUGCAAGAUAUAGACUCUUGUUGCAUGCCAGCUCAAGUCAGAAAAUAAAUGGACUGUCUAGGAUGGUGGUAGCAUGCAGUAGCCUUUAUAGCUGUCAUAUGCGGAAAGACCGAACAAUUCCAGGCAAGCCAUAGCCUGUGAAUCCCGGUCCGUAUGGAAUGUGCC
Linderina pennispora is the source of this 1134-nucleotide messenger RNA. Its product is annotated as chitosanase. The transcript has a single exon. Gene Ontology annotation, biological process: carbohydrate metabolic process. Gene Ontology annotation, molecular function: chitosanase activity. The record is from RefSeq and is a predicted model, not a curated record. Gene Ontology annotation, cellular component: extracellular region. Bases 143 to 982 code for a protein of 279 amino acids. NCBI's taxonomy places the organism in Eukaryota, Fungi, Kickxellomycota, Kickxellomycetes, Kickxellales, Kickxellaceae.